Molecule: messenger RNA, 8650 nt
Organism: Chinchilla lanigera (long-tailed chinchilla)
Lineage: Eukaryota; Metazoa; Chordata; Mammalia; Rodentia; Chinchillidae
Gene: Atrn
Product: attractin
Exons: 30
Coding region: 88-4401 (1437 amino acids)
Cellular component (GO): Golgi apparatus
Molecular function (GO): protein binding
Source: RefSeq, a predicted model, not a curated record
GCCCCGCCCCGCACGGCCAGGCGAAGCGGAGCCGGCCGUGCGGUGUGUGUGUAUGUGUUCUCGGGGCUCCGUCUCAGCCCCGGGAAGAUGGUGGCGGCGGCGGCGGCGACUGAGGCGAGGCUGACGAGGAGGACGGCGAAGACUGCAGCGCCCGCGCGGAGGAAGGGCGGGUGGUACCGGGACUGGGACGUGACCGGGGCUGGGAGGCCGGGGCUGGGGGCCGGGCUGCGUCUCUCGCGGCUGCUGUCGCCGUCGCUGCCACCGCGGCGGCUUCUGCUGCUGCUCCUGCUGCUGUUUCUCCUGCUGCCCUGGGAGGCCGAGGCCGCGGCGGCGGCGGCGGUGGUGUCGGGCUCAGCCGCAGCUGAAGCGAAGGAAUGUGACCGGCCCUGUGUCAACGGCGGUCGCUGCAAUCCUGGUACCGGCCUGUGCGUCUGCCCCACCGGCUGGGUGGGCGAGCAAUGCCAGCACUGCGGGGGCCGCUUCAGUACUGGGGAUUGGAGCCAAGGAAUUGUGCAUGCUAGACUAACUGGAUCUUCGGGGUUUGUAACAGAUGGACCCGGAAAUUAUAAAUAUAAAACAAAGUGCACGUGGCUCAUUGAAGGACAGCCAAAUAGAAUAAUGAGACUUCGUUUUAAUCAUUUUGCUACAGAAUGUAGUUGGGAUCAUUUGUAUGUUUAUGAUGGAGACUCAAUUUAUGCACCACUAAUUGCUGCCUUUAGUGACCUCAUUGUUCCUGAGAGAGAUAGCAACGAGACUGUCCCUGAGGUUGUUGUCACAUCAGGUUAUGCCCUGCUACAUUUUUUUAGUGAUGCUGCUUAUAAUUUGACUGGAUUUAAUAUCACUUACAAUUUUGACAUGUGUCCGAACAAUUGCUCAGGCCGAGGAGUCUGUAAGAUCAGUAACAGCAGCAACACUGUUGAGUGUGAGUGUUCUGAAAACUGGAAAGGUGAAUCAUGUGACGUUCCUUACUGUACAGACAACUGUGGCUUUCCUCAUCGAGGCAUCUGCAAUUCAAGUGAUAUCAGAGGAUGUUCCUGCUUCUCUGAGUGGCAGGGUCCUGGAUGUUCAGUUCCUGUGCCAGCUAACCAGUCAUUUUGGACGCGAGAGGAAUAUUCGAAUGUAAAACUCCCCAGAGCAUCCCAUAAAGCUGUGGUCAAUGGAAAUAUAAUGUGGAUUGUUGGAGGAUACAUGUUCAACCACUCAGAUUACAACAUGGUUCUAGCGUAUGACCUUGUUUCUAAGGAAUGGCUUCCACUGAACCGUUCUGUGAACAAUGUGGUUGUGAGAUACGGUCAUUCUUUAGCCUUGUAUAAGGAUAAAAUUUACAUGUAUGGAGGAAAAAUUGAUUCAACGGGGAAUGUGACAAAUGAGUUGAGAGUGUUUCACAUUCAUAAUGAGUCGUGGGCAUUGCUGACCCCAAAGGCAAAGGAGCAAUACGCAGUGGUUGGGCACUCUGCACACAUCGUCACACUGAAAACUGGCCGAGUGGUCAUGCUGGUCAUUUUUGGGCACUGCCCUCUCUAUGGCUAUAUAAGCAAUGUACAGGAAUAUGACUUGGAUAAGAACAUGUGGACUAUAUUACACACCCAGGGUGCCCUUGUACAAGGGGGCUAUGGCCACAGCAGUGUUUAUGAUCACAAAACCAAGGCCCUGUAUGUUCAUGGUGGCUACAAAGCUUUCAGUGCAAAUAAAUACCGGCUCACUGAUGACCUUUAUAGAUACGAAGUGGAUACCCAGAUGUGGACCAUUCUUAAGGACAGCCGAUUUUUCCGUUACUUGCACACAGCUGUGAUAGUGAGUGGAACCAUGCUGGUGUUUGGAGGAAAUACACACAACGACACAUCCAUGAGCCAUGGUGCCAAAUGUUUCUCUUCAGAUUUCAUGGCUUAUGACAUCGCUUGUGACCGUUGGUCAGUGCUUCCCAAACCUGAUCUCCACCAUGAUGUCAACAGAUUUGGCCACUCAGCAGUCUUACACAACAGCACCAUGUAUGUGUUUGGUGGUUUUAACAGUCUCCUCCUCAGUGACAUCUUGGUGUUCACCUCAGAACAGUGUGAAGCAUAUCAGAGUGAAGCUGCUUGCAUAGCAGCAGAACCUGGUAUCCGGUGUGUGUGGGAUACAGAAACAGCUCAGUGUGUCUCCUGGGAAUUGGCAACAGAAGAACAAGCCAUAAAGUUAAAAUCAGAAUGCUUUUCCAAAGGAACUGUUGACCAUGACAGAUGUGACCAGAACACAGACUGCUACAGCUGCACAGCCAACACCAAUGAUUGCCACUGGUGCAAUGACCAUUGUGUCUCUAGGAACCACAGCUGCACAGAAGGCCAGCUCUCUAUUUCCAAGUAUGAGAAUUGCCCUAAGGAUAACCCCAUGUACUACUGUAACAAGAAGACCAGUUGCAGGAGCUGUGCCUUGGACCAGAAUUGCCAGUGGGAGCCCCGGAAUCAGGAGUGCAUUGCCCUGCCCGAAAACAUUUGUGGCAUGGGCUGGCAUUUGGUUGGAAACUCGUGUUUGAAAAUUACUACUGCCAAGGAGAAUUAUGACAAUGCUAAAUUGUCCUGUAGAAAUCACAAUGCCUUUUUGGCUUCUCUCACAACCCAGAAGAAGGUGGAAUUUGUCCUUAAGCAGCUCCGAGUGAUGCAGUCAUCACAGAGCAUGUCUAAGCUCACCUUAACCCCAUGGGUUGGCCUUCGGAAGAUCAAUGUGUCCUACUGGUGCUGGGAAGAUAUGUCGCCGUUUACAAAUAGCCUGCUGCAGUGGAUGCCAUCUGAGCCCAGUGAUGCUGGUUUCUGUGGAAUCUUGUCAGAACCCAAUACUCGGGGAUUGAAGGCUGCAACCUGCAUCAACCCACUGAAUGGCAGCGUCUGUGAAAGGCCAGCAAACCACAGUGCCAAGCAGUGCCGGACACCGUGUGCCUUGCGGACAGUGUGCGGGGAGUGCACCAGCAGCAGCUCCGAGUGCAUGUGGUGCAGCAACAUGAAACAGUGCGUGGACUCCAAUGCCUACGUGGCCUCCUUCCCAUUUGGCCAAUGUAUGGAGUGGUACACGAUGAGCACCUGUCCCCCUGAAAAUUGUUCUGGCUAUUGUACGUGCAGUCAUUGCUUGGAGCAGCCAGGCUGUGGCUGGUGUACUGAUCCCAGCAAUACUGGGAAAGGGAAGUGCAUAGAGGGCUCCUAUAAAGGACCAGUGAAGAUGCCUUCUCAAGCCUCUACGGGAAUCGCCUACCCACAGCCCCUUCUGAACUCUAGCAUGUGUCUGGAGGAUGGCAGAUACAACUGGUCUUUCAUUCACUGUCCAGCUUGCCAGUGCAACGGCCACAGCAAGUGUAUCAACCAGAGUAUCUGUGAGAAGUGCGAGAACCUGACCACUGGCAAGCACUGUGAGACAUGCAUAUCUGGCUACUACGGAGACCCAACCAAUGGAGGCAAAUGUCAACCGUGCAAAUGCAAUGGGCAUGCAUCGCUGUGCAAUGCCAACACGGGCAAGUGCUUCUGUACCACCAAGGGCGUCAAGGGGGACGAGUGCCAGCUAUGUGAGGUAGAAAAUCGAUACCAGGGAAACCCUCUCAAAGGAACAUGUUAUUAUACUCUUCUUAUUGACUAUCAGUUCACUUUUAGCCUGUCCCAGGAAGAUGACCGGUAUUACACAGCCAUCAAUUUUGUGGCUACUCCUGAUGAACAAAACAGGGACUUGGACAUGUUCAUCAAUGCGUCUAAAAACUUCAACCUCAAUAUUACCUGGGCUGCCAGCUUCUCAGCUGGAACUCAAGCUGGAGAGGAAAUGCCUGUUGUUUCAAAAACCAACAUUAAGGAGUACAAAGAUAGCUUCUCCAAUGAGAAGUUUGAUUUUCGAAACCACCCAAAUAUCACUUUCUUUGUUUAUGUCAGUAAUUUUACCUGGCCUGUCAAAAUUCAGAUCGCCUUCUCCCAGCACAGCAACUUUAUGGACCUGGUGCAGUUCUUCGUGACUUUCUUCAGUUGUUUCCUCUCUUUGCUCCUGGUGGCUGCUGUGGUUUGGAAGAUCAAACAAAGUUGUUGGGCCUCCAGGCGUAGAGAGCAACUUCUUCGAGAGAUGCAGCAGAUGGCCAGUCGACCCUUUGCCUCCGUAAAUGUUGCCUUGGAAACCGAUGAAGAGCCUCCUGACCUGAUCGGGGGAAGUAUCAAGACCGUUCCCAAGCCCAUUGCCCUGGAGCCGUGUUUUGGCAACAAAGCUGCUGUCCUCUCUGUGUUUGUGAGGCUUCCGAGAGGCCUGGGCGGAAUCCCUCCUCCCGGACAGUCAGGUCUCGCUGUAGCCAGUGCCCUGGUGGACAUUUCUCAGCAGAUGCCAGUAGUGUACAAAGAGAAGUCAGGAGCAGUGAGAAACCGGAAGCAGCAGCCUCCUGCACAGCCUGGCACCUGCAUUUGACCCUGGGGCCAGGGACUCUCCCGCGCACACGGGCACGUGCCCAGCAGAGCCGCCAGCGGGGGACGGCACGGGCAGGGACGCAGCAGUGCCAUGCGGGCAGAAAACUGGAAACCCUCGAAGCACCCAACUCAUCUGCAUGAUCACAGACUUUCUUUGAUGGUUUCUCCCAUCCGUGUCCAGCAUCUAACCUUUUACUUUCGCAUAGGAAAUAAUUUCUCUUCAGGUCCAGGGAUGGUCCGCUUGUUGUGGAGGAGGCCAGCGUGGCGCUAGCAAAAGAGUGAGGAGCAACGCCCGGGUUCGCUUGUGGAAACUGUCCUCGGGACUAUCUCAACUGCAAACCAGAAAGAUGGGUCGCAAGUAGACCAUCUUCUGUUGUUCUUCAGUGUGGUCUUUUACAAGCUACUCAGAUGAAUUCACUUGUUUUCAUCUGAAGCCUGCGAUCUUUUUAAAAGAUGUGCUGUUUACGUUUGCACAAUUUCAGCAGAUUAUCUUUCUUCCAGGAAGUAGUUUUUUUCUAGUUGAGAAUUAAUAAUGGUCCAUCUCUCUUGAAUUGUGUCAAACUAGGAUAGAAGGGGGCUGUAUGAAAUGUCAAGGUCAGCAGUGUUAUGUAGAAUGUAAAUGGAUGUAAUAGGUGUUUUCUAUAGCAACUUAAAUUUAGUCUUAAUCCAUUUGAAAUUUUCUCUUCUGCUCUUCCUCUCUUCCUCUCUCUCUCUCCCUCUCUCUCUCAUUCAGACACACAAGCACGCACACACACAUACACACACACUAAGUGCCUAGACUUUAAAUAGAUCUAGCAAUUGGAAAGUUAGUGAGCCUAAGUUUUUACAUAAUUGCAUUCCUACAUUCUUGUAAAAUUUAGAUAGCUACCAUUGGCAGUCUGCUCUUUUUCUAAAAUCUAAUUUCCAGCCAGGAAAGAAUUUUCUCACCCCAAGGAACGUUUGACCUAGCGGCAGGGACUGAGGAAAGCAGAAAUGGACUAACUGUGAAUGUACCUGUUUUUAUUGUGCUCAAAAAGGACACUGUCAAGAAAUUGCGGUCCCCGUGUGCCACCUGCCCCCACCUGGUGUCAGUCUAGUCCUGAUGUUUGAUUAGCCCUCUGGGCUGCUCCCGCAGGGCACCGCAGAGGAAAGGACUCUUUCACAUCGUGUGACUCCUGUGGGCAGAAUCGAGCACUGAGUGUGCUUGGGACAUCUGAGCCAAAGAGCGGCUCUGUGUUCUAUAGCCUGCUCUGAACCUGGAGCCGUCCUCAGCUGGGCGUGGAGUAGACGCCAAGAGGGAGACAGCACCCUGCUGUCGGGCAGCACCUGCCCAGAGCCUGGAGAAGGACCUGGACCUGUCUGCCCCUUCUCCCCAGGCAGGGCUCUGCCCACCUGACCUCCCAAACUGCGCUUGUGACUGAGGAGGGCAGGGAACACAGGUAGGGGUGAAAAGUACGUGAGAAAAUGGGCAGGAGGGAACACGCUGCCAAACGGAAGAUGACCAAAUCUAAGAGGGCUAGGACAGUGCCCUGCUCUCCUCCCACAGGGCGCUGUCUGGGUGUCGCAUUUCCCCAUUUAUGGUGCUCUGUACCCGGCAUUAUGCAGCAGCCUCCCAUGAUCUCUUGCGCUUCAAAACCUGCAAUUCUCUGGCAUCGCCUGAUUGGGAUGGACCCCUGGACAGCAGUGUUCAAGUCUGAAUUUGGAGAAAUUAACGCUCAAAAGAGCAGAAACCACGGCAUUUCACCUUUAAAUGCAGUGCCUAGAGAGGAGGUAUUAUCUCCAACCCAACACUAAGCCCACUCCUGUGAAGAUGCUUCUGGAAAGAUGUUUCCAAGGAAGUCGAACCAUAAAACACUGAUGCGUAAAAAACCUCUGCUGUGAGACUUGCCUCUCAAAAACUUGGUUUUCACAUCACUCUUAAAGAGCAGACAAUUCUAGAAAAGACCCUGUCAGGAGCUCCCCACACCCCUACAGAACAUGGCACCCACAGUACCUGGCCCUUCACCCUGUGAUCACCGGGAAGCCUCUAGGUGAAGAAAGGGAUGCCACAGGACUUGUCCUCCUACAAGGAAGAUCCUCCUUGUUCAAAGGACCAAAUUUCCUUGGCCAAAGAAGUCUCUUCCCCGUGUUUGUCCCAUGCCUUGAAAUAACAGCACCGUGACCCCCAGCCAGCUCAUGUUUUUUUCUUUUUUCUAAUAGAUGUUUAUUUUAAAAGGAAGGAAAAAGCAAGUGAAGUUUCACUUCCUCCAGCUGUGGAGAAACAGCUGAAUCCACCUGCUUCUCCUUUGCAGCCAACAGCAAACAGCUUCCUCCAGGCAGAGGCCAGAAGAAGGGCAUGGAGGGAGGAAGACAAGCACGGCUAGAGCCAGUUACCAAGAGGGAGUGCGUCGACGCUGGUGACUUUGCAUGUCACAGGAGAGCCUGUAUAUAAAAUACUCACGGAAACAUUGACCUUGCACUUGUAUAUAACUAUACAGUAGUGUCCAGAAUGUUCAGGUAUUUGGCGUGUACAUAAAUCAGAAAAAUAGCAUAAUGUAUUUUUAUUAAACGUAACGACAUCUGAGUUUCACCUAAUGUUUCUGUGCCAUAUACUGGGUAUCCACGUCUUGGGACAUCCUGUCUCAGCUCACAACGAAACCAAGAACCGGGCCACUGACAUGGUCGGCUGUACCUGGUGCCUGCUAGAUAGCUCCAAACAGGACUUGUCUGUCAGGAGCUACAAUGACUUGGGCAGUGAGGCUGUAUUCCAGGUAGUGCUUGAGGCAGCUCUGGAAGCAGGAGUCUCUGUCGCUGCUGGCACUCAGCAUGCUCCUUGGCAACCUGGUGACCCUCAGGACUCUUGGGCGCAAGGGUUGACUAGUCCCAUCGAUGUGAAAGCUGUUUCUCUGGUCUUUAAAUUCAAAGGCUAUAACUUGUGGAAGUCAGACUCCCAAAACGGAUUCUCUAGGCUGCAUUUUGUUGUGGCUUUCACUAAAUUUGUAAUGACCAUUUCUGAGCACCAUUGUCUUUUAUACUGAAAACUGGGGCCGGAAGGUGGAGGCUUGUUCAUGAACAGCUCCAUUUCCCAGGGAGUUCUCACAGCGCAGCAUCCUGCACCUCCUGCCCCUCCCUGUGGCCUGGGGAGGUCUGGCGAGGGUCACCUGGAAAGGUGAGAAAGGGGUGCAGAGAGAGCAGGCCACCCCUACUCCUCGAGCACUGACCUGGAGGAAGACAGUCAGUAACAGGACAAUGCUGGAAUGCUUCAGGUGCAAGACUGAAGAUGCGCCAGGAGGCAAAGAAGACAGUGCUGUGGGUAGGAAAAGAUUGUGGCUCCAUCUUGCUCCUUCAGCAGAGGAGAGCAGGUGGGGAUGGGGAGGUGAUUCACUUCCUCAGGAAGAUAGAUGGUGUUACUUUCACGAAUACCCCUCAGUCACCCAUUCCAUGAAUUCAUCCGUUCGUUCGUUCGAUAAAUAUUUACUGAACACUUACUAACCUAAGCUAAUUCUAGGGCAAUCAUGGAGAUGGAAAAAGUAGCUCUUUAGAAUUACAGGAAAUUCUAAAUGCCUCACAGCCCUGUUAUUCCAGGAGAGCUUUCCUUGGGUUGGUUUCUGAGACCUGGCCAGCCUGAGGGCAGAACCAGGAAAGCCUCCUGGCCAUGGAGUGUGCCCUGGCUGCCCUAGGCCCGCAGACAUCCACAGCCAGGGCCCUGGCUUUACCCUGUAGAACAGUCUCCUACCGUGCAGCUUUGCCGGUGGAGAUCUCGCCCCGGUGGAGCCCAGCCGCGGGAGCUCGCCAUCCACUUGCAGGGUGCGCUCUGGAGUGCAGAGGGAAACUGGCAGCUUCUCUUCCAAAGGCAAUAAUGGAAUCGGCUCAGUGAAUGAAUCUGUGCACAAAACAUUCUGAACACUAGUGAAGCCUGUUUCGUUGAACUAAUUCUGGCUCUGGAAACGUUUUUGUUUUAUAGUUAUUUACAUUGUUCAUUUUGUUUGUUUUUGUUUGGGUUUAAGCUUAGUUUGUUAAUAUGUAUAAUUUAGCAUCUAUUGCACUCAUGUAAAUAUGGAGUAAGUAUUGUAAACUAUUUCAUUGCUGGGAUUGUGGGUGUUAUACAUACAUUUAGGACUGCAAUUUUUUGGUAUUUUUUGUAUUGUAAAAUAACAGCUAAUUUAAGCAGGAACAAGAGAAUUAAGGGAGGUCUGUGCAUUUUAAACACAAAUGUGAAGCACCUGUAUAUAAACAGAAGUAAAUACUAUAAUACAAACUUCCUUCUGAAAUAAAAGUAGAUCUGAUAAAAA